AUGAACGGCGCGAACGGAGCGCCCAUACACGCACCGGUCGUACCCAAGUUCGCUACCGGUCUUAUCCUCCCGCCUCCCGAAAUCAAAUCCGUCAUCGAUCGUACGGCGCAGUUCGUCGCGCGCUCGGCCAACCCGCCCCAGUUCGAGGACAAGAUCCGGGAGAACCAGCGUAACGACCCCAAGUUCUCGUUCCUCAACCCCGCGGACCCUUAUCACGCGUAUUAUAGGCACCGCCUCGAGCGCGCGCUCAACGGCGAGCCCGACGAGGAGGCGGUGGGCGCCGGCGCGGCACCCGGGGUGGAGGAGGGCGCAGAGGAGAAGGUGGUGGAGAAGGUGGACGUGGGCAAGGAGCCGCCCGUUCCGGAGUUCAUCCUCGACCUCCCGAACAUCAGCUCGAUCGACCUGGACACGAUGAAGCUUACGGCACUGUUCACUGCCAAGCGCGGCCGGGCGUUUCUGCAAGCAAUCUCCGCGCGCGAAGCGCGAAAUCCGCAAUUUGAGUUCUUGAAACCCACACAUUCGCUAUUUGGAUACUUCAACCGGCUGGUGGACCAGUACACGAAGGUACUACUUCCUAGCAAGGAGAUGCUGGCGAGCGUGGCGGAGAAGGCGAAGGAAGGCGCCAGGUGGAAAUUGCUUGAGGACGCGAGGAAGUACGCGAAGUGGGAGAGCAACAAGCGAGCGAAGGACAAGGCCAGAGAGGACGAAAAAGAGGCUGAAAAGAUUGCGUUCGCCGAAAUCGACUGGCACGAUUACGCCAUCGUGCAGACCAUCGAGUUCACGGCAGCUGACGCACACGCCGAACUGCCGCCGCCCAUGAGCGUUCAGGAAGUCGAGAACAUGACGCUAGCGCAGAAACGCAUGGCGGCGAUGAUCAUGGAGAACACAGCAGAAGAUGUGGAAGCUCUCCGUCAACGACAGGCAGAAGGAGAGGCUGCUGCGGCGGCGGCGGCAUCGUCAGCUGGUGCUGGUGGCGGAGAGGAUACGGAAAUGCAGCAGAGCGACGACGAAGAUGCGGGCGAAAAGGAGAGGAGGAGGAGGGAAGAGGAGGAGCGGAUGCGGGAAGUCGAAAGGGCGAGGGCGAUCCAGGCAAGCUCACUUGGCGCAGGUGGGCCGAUGAAGAUCAAAACGGAUUAUGUACCAAAACUGGGCGCAAAAGCCAAGACAUCUGCUACCACGACCUGUACGAUUUGUGGCCAGCAGAUCCCCGUCGACGAACUAACGGAGCACAUGCGCAUCGAGCUGCUCGAUCCGCGUUGGAAGUCGCAGCGAGACGCACUCGAGGCUCGCAAGGCGCAGGCGUCUGAGCUGCAGCGCGGCGCGAACGUGGUCUCUUCGCUCAAAACGCUCGCGCGCACGCGUGUGGAUAUCUUCGGUGCAGAAGCGGACGAGGAGCGGCGCAAGCGCGAGGAGGAGGAGGAGCGCGAGCGGCGGAAGGAGAGGGAGAAGGUCGUUUGGGAUGGACACACGGCGACCAAGGUAUCGACGCAGGACCGCUUCAGCACGAACGUCAACUUCGACGAGCAGAUUGCGGCCAUCCAUCGUGCGAAGGGUCUAGGACCACAAGAGGAGGGCGCGAUUGGCCCCGGAAUCGGGCCCGCCGCCGUUCCGCCACCCCUUGGCUCCGGCCUUCCGCCAGCGCCCGCCUCGCUACCGGCCCCACCACUUGCGGCUUCGCAGCCUGCGUACGCCGCUGCUACUGUCUCUUCUGGCCCACAGCCAGCCUCGCUCUACCCUGCACAGCCCGCGCCGGUCAUGCUCCCGCCUAUACACUUCCAGGGUCUCCCGCCCGGCUUCGGUGCUGGCGGUUACCCCGGCGCGCCACCGCCGAUCGCACCGACGGGUGUCGUGCGGAGCGCGCAGGAGAUGGAAGGCGGCGAGGGCGAGGGAGGCCCACCGGCGAAGAGGCAGAAGGUGGCCAAGUUGCCCCCCGGGCAGUAUUAUCCCGAGCAAGAUUGGAUCAACCUGCACCCUCACCCGAUUAACUUGCAAUUGCAGUUGCCGAACGAACCCAGCAAGCCGGAGUGGAAGCUGGACGGCACCACGAUCACGCUCGUCGACCUCCCUCUCACCCUGCUCGUCUCGACGCUCCGGGAACGCUUCCUGCUGCAGACGGGGAGCGCGCUACCCGCGGGCAGGAUACGGUUCAUGUACGCGGGCAAGAUGCUCACGAAUGCGAACACGAUCGCGAGCUACAACCUGGAGGAGGACGAUGUGCUCGUGUUGAAUGUGGCGGAAACUAAGAAGAAGAAGUAG
This is a messenger RNA of Punctularia strigosozonata HHB-11173 SS5, 2256 nucleotides long. RefSeq lists its product as uncharacterized. Gene Ontology annotation, biological process: regulation of alternative mRNA splicing, via spliceosome; mRNA cis splicing, via spliceosome. NCBI's taxonomy places the organism in Eukaryota, Fungi, Basidiomycota, Agaricomycetes, Corticiales, Punctulariaceae. The transcript has 7 exons. Bases 1 to 2256 code for a protein of 751 amino acids. The record is from RefSeq and is a predicted model, not a curated record. Gene Ontology annotation, molecular function: RNA binding; protein binding. Gene Ontology annotation, cellular component: U2 snRNP; catalytic step 2 spliceosome; U2-type prespliceosome.